This is a messenger RNA of Triplophysa rosa, 1690 nucleotides long. RefSeq names its product ADP ribosylation factor like GTPase 3a (gene arl3a). Gene Ontology annotation, biological process: cilium assembly. The coding region runs from base 63 to 611 and encodes 182 amino acids. Lineage: Eukaryota; Metazoa; Chordata; Actinopteri; Cypriniformes; Nemacheilidae. Gene Ontology annotation, cellular component: cytoplasm; microtubule cytoskeleton. The transcript has 6 exons. The record is from RefSeq and is a predicted model, not a curated record. Gene Ontology annotation, molecular function: GTP binding; GTPase activity.
GUCACCUAACUCCCCCUAGUAACCCUCGGCGGCGUCUCGGAAGAUAGCCGGAGAAUUUCAAGAUGGGUUUGCUGUCAAUCCUUAGAAAACUAAAGAGUGCCCCUGACCAGGAGGUCCGUAUUCUGCUCUUGGGAUUAGACAAUGGUGGGAAAACAACACUUCUUAAACAGCUGGCCUCUGAAGAUAUUAGUCACAUCACACCAACACAGGGCUUUAACAUUAAGAGUGUGCAGUCGCAGGGCUUCAAACUGAAUGUCUGGGACAUUGGAGGCCAGAGGAAGAUUCGGCCGUACUGGAGAAACUAUUUUGAAAAUACAGACGUGCUUAUUUAUGUCAUAGACAGUGCAGACAGGAAGAGAUUUGAAGAAACAGGACAGGAGUUGUCUGAGCUACUGGAUGAAGAGAAACUCAAUGGCGUGCCUGUUUUAAUCUUUGCCAACAAGCAAGACCUGCUGACAGCGGCUCCAGCCUCUGAGAUCGCUGAGGGCCUGAACCUGCACACCAUUCGGGACCGCAUGUGGCAAAUCCAGUCCUGCUCCGCUCUUACAGGAGAGGGAGUUCAAGACGGCAUGAAUUGGCUCUGCAAGAAUGUUACUGCAAAGAAGAAGUAGUGACUCAAGCUCCUUCUGUUCACCGAUCCAGAGAAUGUGAAAAACUCUGUAGGCUGUGUGGAUUCUCUACCAGCUUGUUAAAUGAAGGUGAACCCCGAUGCCAGCUGGCGAUGUUCAGGGGAAUGUUUCUGACCCUAACCCAUUGGGGCCAGCUAAGCUAUCACCAUUCUCUCUGUCAUUCUCUUUCCAGUUACUCUGUAAACACUGUGCAAUAGCAUGUUGUUCUUUAUAAUAUUACAGUCAACCACUGAAGUUGUGUGUGUGUGUGUGUGUGUAUGUGUGUUCAUGUUUGUAUAUCCCGGUGGGGACCUAAACCUGAACGCACACCAACACAUGGGGACUCGUGUCACCGUGGGGACCAAAAUUGAGGUCCCCAUGGGCAAAAAAGCUUAUAAAUUGUACAGAACAAUAUUUUUUUUAAAUCUAAAAAUGCAAAAAGUUUUCUAUGAUCUUUAGGUUUAGGGAUAGGGUUAGGGAUAGGGGAUAGAAUAUACAGUUUGUACAGUAUAAAAAACAUUACGCCUAUGGACUGUCCCCACGGAGAUAGUAAACCAGACAUGUGUGUGUGUGUGUGUGUGUUAGAUCUAGUUUGAUAUAUUUUUCCACAUCAUGGAUUUCUAAGACUUGUUUGUUGUAGAUGUUUUAUACUAUCCUAGAUUUUUUUACAGACUGUUGCAUUACAAAGAGAAAGCAUUACUUGCAUAGCCUGUGUCUGCUUUGGCUGGCUUGAAUCGCAACGUUAUGAAAGCCAAACUGUCAAAUAUUUAUCUGAGGGAUGAAUGUAGAGUUAAAUCACAUUGCAAAGCAGUCAACCCAGAGUUAGUUGACAGGUGUGCUUGUAACAGGUUUAACAAGCUUAAGCAUCUGGUUGUUGCAGUAGAGGUUCUUUGUAUUUAUGAGGGCAAAAGCAUUAAUUUCACAUGAUGUCCUUGUAAAUGAACAGUUAGAUCUCUUUUACAAACAGGAAAUGGGUUUAGAGCAGGUGGUGCUGUAGCAAAACCGUUUUUAUAGCCUCUAAAGAUUUUUAAUCAUGUCUUGUUUGUUCUGUCCGUUUUACCAAAUUAAACGAGACGUUUUAA